Molecule: messenger RNA, 3166 nt
Organism: Artibeus jamaicensis (Jamaican fruit-eating bat)
Lineage: Eukaryota; Metazoa; Chordata; Mammalia; Chiroptera; Phyllostomidae
Gene: FOXD2
Product: forkhead box D2
Exons: 1
Coding region: 887-2392 (501 amino acids)
Biological process (GO): anatomical structure morphogenesis; regulation of transcription by RNA polymerase II; cell differentiation
Molecular function (GO): DNA-binding transcription factor activity, RNA polymerase II-specific; RNA polymerase II cis-regulatory region sequence-specific DNA binding
Source: RefSeq, a predicted model, not a curated record
AAGGGGGAUGGCGACCGGGUCCAAGCCUGGUAGGAGAGAGGGGAGCAGUCGGAAUCUCUCACCUCUCCGAGGCCCCAAGGUUGAGAGCUCCAAGUUUGCUCCUCGCGAUUAAUCAAGUACGUCUCCCCUUGGGCCGGAAGCUGCUCGGGAUCUGGCGGGCCCGCUCCCGCGGCGUUUGUCCUGGAGUCUCCGGCCACCUUCGCACUUCAGCUGCGUUUCGACCUAGGUGGCCCUGCGCUGCAGUGGGUAUAGACGGUGGGGUGGGGGGCUGUCGCUACUUCUCCCAGCUCCGGUUGGCGCCCAUGUGAACCUUAACAUACCGGGGCUGAGCCCACUGAAGGCGGCGGCCCCUGGGAGCGGAGCACUUGUGGGGUCUGCGGGGAGGAUGAGGACCCGCCUCCCGGCGGAGCGGAGCUCCGGCAGCCUCGGUUGUUUGUUCCCGCCGGGCCCCUCCGCGGAGCCACUGCGCCCGCGGACUCCCGCCCCGCCCCACCCUAGGAGCUCCGCCCCGGGCUCUCGCUCUUCCGCUUAGGCAGCCGCUAGGCGGGAGGGAUGAAUCCCCCGACCUUCCCCUCCCCACGUCCCGGGGGCCCGGAGCCCGAGACUGGUCUGGGCGAGAGGAGGCCCGGCUCCUUCCGGGGGCAGGCGCGGGCUCGGGCUCCUGGGGCCCCGGAGAGAGCAGCCAGUCGGGUGCUCACCCAGAGGCGGGAGCGGCCGAGUCGGGCCACGAGGGGGCGCUGCGGAGCCGGGGAACCCCUCCCGACCCGCCUCAGUCCCCCGCCCCUUCCCCGCCCGCGCGCAAAACACACUCGCCCCAGAGGCAGCGCGGCGGAGCCGGAGCCGGAGCCGCGGCCGGAGCGGAGCCGAGAACGGCGGCGGCGGCAUCAUGACCCUGGGCAGCUGCUGCUGCGAGAUCAUGUCCUCCGAGAGCUCCCCGGCCGCUCUGUCCGAGGCGGACGCAGACAUAGACGUGGUGGGCGGCGGCGGCGGCGGCAGCGCUGGGGGGGAGCUCCUGGCCCGCCCCGGGCCCCGGGUCCCGCGGGACGUGCUCCCGCACGGCCCGGAGCCUCCCGUGGAGGAAGCCGAGGCGGACGCAGCUGAGGAAGAGGAGUCCGGCGGCUGCUCGGACGGCGAGCCCCGCGCUCUGGCGCCGCGAGGGGCGGCAGCUGCAGCGGGGAGCCCUGGGUCAGGCACCGCAGCGGCGGCCCGGGGCGCGGCGGGGCCCGGACCGGGUCCGCCGUCGGGGGGCGCGGCGACGCGGAGCCCGCUGGUGAAGCCGCCCUACUCGUACAUCGCGCUCAUCACCAUGGCCAUCCUGCAGAGCCCCAAGAAGCGCCUGACGCUGAGCGAGAUCUGCGAGUUCAUCAGCGGCCGCUUCCCCUACUACCGGGAGAAGUUCCCCGCCUGGCAGAACAGCAUCCGCCACAACCUCUCCCUUAACGACUGUUUCGUCAAGAUCCCCCGCGAGCCGGGCAACCCGGGCAAGGGCAACUACUGGACGCUGGACCCGGAGUCCGCGGACAUGUUCGACAACGGCAGCUUCCUGCGGCGCCGCAAGCGCUUCAAGCGGCAGCCUCUCCCGCCGCCGCAUCCGCACACGCAUCCUCACCCCGAGCUGCUGUUGCGCGGGGGCGCGGCGGCGGCGGGGGACCCCGGCGCCUUCCUGCCGGGCUUCGCCGCUUACGGCGCCUACGGCUACAGCUACGGGUUGGCGCUCCCUGCCUACGGCGCCCCCCCUCCGGGCCCGGCCCCGCAUCCGCACCCACACCCGCACGCCUUCGCUUUUGCCGCCGCGGCCGCCGCCGCGCCUUGCCAGCUGUCGGUCCCCCCAGGUCGUGCCGCUGCACCUCCACCAGGACCUCCGACGGCCUCGGUGUUCGCGGGCGCGUCCUCGGCUCCAGCCCCUGCGCCUGCCCCUGGCACAGGGUCGGGCCCGGGCUCGGGCCCCGCAGGCCUGCCCGCCUUCCUGGGCGCAGACCUGGGCUGCGCCAAAGCUUUCUACCCCGCAUCACUGAGCCCUCCCGCAGCUGGCACAGCGGCCGGUCUGUCCACCUCACUCCUGCGCCAGGGCCUCAAGACAGACACGGGCGGUGGUGCGGGCGCGGGUGGUGCCGGGGCCGGGCAGAGGCCUUCCUUCUCUAUAGACCACAUCAUGGGCCACGGUGGCGGCGGGGCAGCACCCCCGGGCGGAGGCGAGGGCUCGCCGGCAUCACCGUUCGCAGCAGCGGCAGCGGGUCCUGGGGGUCAAGCCCAAGUCUUGGCCAUGCUGACUGCCCCGGCUCUGGCUCCAGUGGCCAGCCACAUCCGCCUCUCGCACCCCGGGGACUCCCUCCUGUCCUCAGGGCCCCCGUUUGCCGGCAAAGUUGCUGGUCUCAGUGGCUGCCACUUCUGACCGCGUCGGGCUCGGGGCCAUUUAGGCCCGUACUCCUUAGCCUCUCCCGAGAGCUCCUGCGGCCCCAGCGGAACUCAGGGAGUCUAUUUAUGAAGAGUCUCCAGACCUUGGGCCUGCGCGUAACUUGGCUCCACGCUCAGAAUCUCGGCGAUUGUUGGGACGAAGCGGGCUCCGUCGCUCAGGGAGAGGCCCGGGUCUGCGCAACAAGGUCGCAAGCCAGGAUCCCAUUCCAGUUUGAGCAGUAAGAGGGGAAGGGGAAAGUCUUCGCAUUUUCCGAGCCUCUGCGCUUCUAGCAGCCUGGGAAGAAUGCUUUCCCCGGUGCCCUCCCAGGCCCUCGGAUCCUGCCCGAAACACCAGACCGACUGCGCAGAGAGGUCUUUAUCUCUCCUCCACUUCUUCCCCGACUUUGAGGCCCUGCCUACCCGCCCAAUAUUAUAAUUUAAAGACACCUAUUACCUGCUUCGUGCUUAAGAGAAAAAUACACCCCCCCCCCGCCUUUCUUCAAGGAAGUUCGUUCUCUCUGAAGCCUAAAGCUGUGUCUACACAGGUGAAGCUGAACCGAGCGGUGAAGUGAGGGGCUUCCGCAACCCCUGCGGAAACCCUGGAUUCCACUCCGCUGGGAAACAUCGUUCCUCUUGUGUGUUGGGGUGCUUUUGAAGGAACUUUUCCUCUCUCGCGUGGCCGGCUGGGUCCAGCCAACCAGGGCCAGCAGCCCUGUCAGCGCUCUGCUCUGCCCCAGGCCCUGGGAUAUUUAUUGUAGCUAAGGCAAUGAGU